Molecule: messenger RNA, 1020 nt
Organism: Perca flavescens (yellow perch)
Lineage: Eukaryota; Metazoa; Chordata; Actinopteri; Perciformes; Percidae
Exons: 3
Coding region: 200-775 (191 amino acids)
Source: RefSeq, a predicted model, not a curated record
AGCAAGCCUCAUUUGCAGGUGUGACUGCUUAGUAUAAUCUGGUGCAGGUUGUCUUGUAUGGGAUUUCAGCGCUGGCUCAUAAAAAUCCUAAAUUACACAGCUAUCUUCUGAGAGAGCAGUUCAAAACAAAUGGGGAUACUAGACCCAAAAAUUAAGAAACAAGGAUUUCAAACUAUGUAGUUUCAGACCUGAUUCAGUAAUGUUGCCUGAACACACACACGGUUGUUGUCAAAGAAGGAAUGAAAUGCGUCCCUAUGGUCUACGGCGGAGUAUUCGAUGUCCUAAGAAAUAUGGGGAGACUAUUAAAGAGAGGAAAUACAUGUUGGCCCCAAAUUAUGAUUUGGACCUUUUGUGUGAGCAGAGUGAAGCUGAACCCCAGAAACUCCCGGAUGACCGGUAUAUAAGGAAUGCUGCUGUUCUUCCAGAUCUCCAACUAUCCCACAGAGACGGAGCCCUCACUACAGAAGAGAGGACCUUCAGCAGCAUGUCAACUAGCCAGCCAGGACCUCUGAUGAUCCACGGCUUCACAGUACCAGAGUACCAGCAGACAUAUCAUUCAGUGGUGGAUCCCCUGCUUUUUAGGCCUUGCGGGAAGCUCGCAGCCUACAGUCUGGAGCUGGGCCGUAACAUUAAGGAACAUCUGUUUAAAGAGCUGGCCUACCCCACACUUCAAAUUUCGGAGCAGCCAAAUGGAACGAUGAAGAUGAUGGAGCGAUUUUGUGUGCUCCGCCCAACACCUUUCUUAGAUAUAGACAGUAACGGGGAACCACAGUAAUAUUUUCCCACUGACUUUCUAUGAUAAGAGUGUGACUUUUUUUUUGUCUCUUGAUACUUUAUUUAGACUAUUUUUGUUUACCUUGAAAUGUAAUGUAGCUGCUGAAUUUAUAUUCCAAAUGUUUAUUGAAAACAAAGCUCCUCUUUAUAAAAAAAAAAAAAAGAUACUAUACUAAAAUUUAUGAGGCCAAAACCUGUGAAUGCUGCAUUUUUAAUUGGUUUGUAUAAAAUGCUUAUAUCAAAUUA